CUAAAAAAGAUACAGAGCUUUUCUCGGCUGCAGAUCGGUACGGUACCGAGACCAACCGGCCAUAAUCAAUCCUCGACAAACAUUCCGAGCAGACCCCUUGAUCCAACAAAAAGUUGAAGAAAAAUAGCCACAGCCAUGCCGUUAUCACCAUCGCAGCUUCAGCAGCAGACAACCGCCAGUCGCGACCCCAUACCAAAGCAACCAAUGUUGCAGCCAGAAUUCAACUCCCCCGACGAUGUUCCCGUCCCUCCGGACGACGGCACUGGCCAGAACAAAUCAGGUGGCGAGGACAGCGACAAAAYAGGCAACGAAAACGAAAAUGAAGACGACUACGAACAGGAGGAGGAGCACAAUUCCUUACAAGACUACAACGCCUUGCGGAGAAAUUCUACGGGAGCCUCGGGGAGAAUUUCAYCAGGGAUCCUCAGCACAAUGGACGUUAUCGAGAAAUACGCGAGAAACACCGUAGGACUCGGGUAUCUGUCCGAUCUGGGAAUGGAAGGAAACGACGAUUAUAGUGGGUGUGGCGAAGAAGAUCGCGAUACUGAAACAAAUGUCAUCAAGAAAAUCGUGCAGGAGUAUGGCAACGUUCUCAUGAACUCGUUCGACAAUGACGAUCAAGAUGACAGAGAAAGAUCGUUUACCAACAGCAACGCAAGCACCUUCAGCAGCAGCAGCAUGGGGGCUGCGAGUUGGUAUUUCGAAAACAGCGACCCACAAACUUCUCAGCAGAACCGACCGGAUCUUUCCGUCACAAAACUUCCCUUCGAGGGCGGCGAUGAUCACCACGACGCUAAAGGCGCCAUUGGACCACAAACAAAUGAGAAGGAGGUGACUGACAACAACACYAGUGACAUCAAAAAUGACCGACUCGAAAAAAGAAAGAAAGUUCCCUUCAACAUAAAGGGACGAGGCGGAAUUGGAAGGAUCAUACACCGUAACAAAGCCAAUGGUCCUAGUCUCACCAGGACAAGCAGCUAUAAAUCCGUUGGAAGCGAGAACAGCAAAAGCUGGAAYCAGUCGCGUCACAAUCGAAAUCAACACCUGAAGGGCGGCAACGAAGGCUGUAACACGGGAAGAGACCAAAAGAUAUACAUAGACAACGAUGUCAAUACCCAGGAAAAAGGCUUCGCCACUUUUCUUGCCGCAAACGAUGCGGCUCUGGAUGCCAAUGGCGGGGCAACAUCGCAACCCAGCAACAAGCACAAUUCUUGUGAUCCCACCGGUGCUGUUUGCUCUCAGUCGUCGUUUCAUUACAGUGAAAACAAAGAAGUGGUUUACGAUCCAAAUAGUUUUGCCGAAGAGAAAGCCAUCAUAAGCGAAUCCUUCCUAUUUCGAGAACAGAAAAUAGAAAGAUCAGGUUCGAACAAACUUCCCGGCCAGUACGACAACCACGAAAUUGUAUACGACGAUUCUGAGAGUAAGUUGCGCGUGUUUAACGACCACGGAGUUAUCGAACACGGAAACGCAGAAUUCGUCCGAAAGCCUCGCAGCAAGGCUUUCGAGAGGGGCAGUCGAACCGCAGUGCAGCCCUUCACAGACUUCAGAGCAGCGAAAGCCUCAGUGCCUCAGAGGGAGAAGCACAAAACCAAUCGUGGCCUUCAACACAAGAAUGAACCAACACAUUCGAAUCGAGCACCAUCGAUGGUUCAAAUUCCUACCGAUAUCAUGUUUGCGAAGGAAAAUGACGAGAAAGAAGUCAUCUACGAAGAUGAUGCAUCGUCUGAAACCAAAGAGGGUUCGCGCCGCUCGAGAUGCAGUUUCGGAAAGAAAGAAGGUUCCGGACGCUCAAGAAGCAGUUUCAAUAGAAAGAAACGGCAGUCUAAAAAGAAAGAGGACACGAAAGAUGAAGAUAGAAGCAACCAAGUCGAGAGUUUGUACGAGGGAGUUUCCGCGAAUGAGAUUCUCAAUGACAUACGMAUCCAAGAAGYGCGAAGUAGUUACUCACGUGCGUGCCAUGACCACGGCAAAGAAGUUGUCUACGAUUCGAAUACAGAAGGAGUCGUCAGAGCUCGGACUCUGCCCAACGACAGGUUCAUUUCAAGUGAGAGMUACCUGUACGCUGACACUGACGCAGACAAAUACGCUGACACUGACGAUGCCAUCCCUGUCCAAAAGAGACGCAGCAGUACGCACACUAUGGCACGYACGGCACGUACGGCAAGACCAAUUCCAAACAUAUAUGCAAACACGGGUAGCCUCAUUCCGUCUUCUCCAACGAUUGACGAGUCUUGCGACAGCCAAACCGAUGGAAAAGCUUCAGAUCAAACACAUUGUACUCUACAGGGGAUUGAACAAACGUAUGAUGAUAGUGGCAUCAAGCCUGCCAAAUCCUCUGAGGCUGACACCAAGAAUUGUCUUGAUUAUCUCCAGUCAAAGAAAAUUGAGUCAGUCGCAAAGGAACAGAAUCGGAACAAUCAGACAAAGAAUAGAAUAAAAUUUCUCAGAAAGAAACUUCAGAAGCSUACCGAGACCACUCAAAUUCACGUCUCCUGCGAUGACGAGGACGAUCCAGGCAAGACACAGCGUGACAUCGAACUCGUUGUUGCAACAAAGGACGUCGAUCAAAACAAGUUGGGUUUUUGGAGGCCCAGCGAUCAGCAGCAGUUGAUAAAGGGCGAUGCGCAAAGGCGACCCGGAAGAUCGAGUAAUGUAGCAUAUCGCAGUACACGUAGCAAACGGACUUGGAAUCCGGAACGCCUGUUGUGCAGUCGAAARCACAAAGAGCAACGAGAAAAAAGUGAUCGUUCAGUUUCGAAAAAUAACCGGAAGCUCCCGCAAUCUUCYACCAAACAGGAAAUUCCAUUCAAUGGACCUGCCGAAAUCCAUGAUUUCGUGUUUUCGGAUGAUCGAAACGACGAAAAGGAUGCGUCGGAAAACUUAUAUCAAAAGACGGAGAACAAACUGAACUUUCCUAUGGUAACAGAAACAAAAGAAGAGCCRUUAGAGAAKACGAAAAAUGYUUUGAACACUUCUAUGGAAACAGCAACUACKAUGGGAACCGAAGAAGAUUCUCUGUGCCAGAUCGAAGUUGAGGAUAUUUCAACAAUGUCACGGCCGCUGAUUUCGACUUUGCUACGGGAAGUGGAGAGUUCACCAAAAUCGACAGAAAGUAAAACGUCAAGACCUGACCAAAACGUCUUAGAAACAUAUCCAUCAGUUGUUGARUAUGUCGAAUAUCAAGAAGUUACCGCUGGUGAUAUCAAUACGACACCAGUCGAAUUMCAAGACGAGAAGACACACGCUAACGAUUCCGCUUACAUACUUGAGGAUAUUSCAUUGGGAGUACCAGACACAGUACACCCUAAAUGUUUCGACGAAGCUCCCAAUGAUAUAGAGGGUAUCCUGUGCAGAGUGUCUACUUUUGUCGAAGAGGUUCUAGAAAAGAAUAAUUUUAAUGSAAUUGUCAACGAUAAAGAAUGCGACGUGAGCUACAAUCCCUCRCAUAUGGAAAGCAAUGCCUUUACGACAGAGGCAAAUGAUGUCAUGGAACGAUCAAUUGUUAAAAUGCUCGGUGCCCCUUGCAUAUUCGUUUCAUYUAACGACAAGGAAUAUGRGGAGACCGAAAGUGAAAAAGAAGAUUCUUUCCCAUUUAUAGGAAGUUCGAUAGCAUUUGGGGAUKCUUUGCCARCUAUCUCUUUUGAUUUAGAUGCACCUCUCCUAUCAUGGGAUCUUGAAACAGUUCUUGACGGUGAUUGCAGUCAAUCAAGAGGGAGCRAAGUUUGCGACUACCGUGAGCUGACACUUGAGCAUAGCCUCCCGACUGAUCUACCUCAGCUUCAAAGUGAUGAAUCUAAGCUGCUGCCAAACGUUGAUAAGGCGAACGGCUACGAAUCGUUCUCAUCGAUCCUCGGCAAUCUGCCCUACCGUGCCGCAAAAACAACUGUUUCGAAACCAGUGGUUGAUGAGAAAGUAGCACCCGCAUCGGAGUCCAAGAAGCAAGACGUUCCGGUACCUUCCGAAAACAACAAAAGCGACGACGACGGCGACGGCGACUGCGACGAGGACAUUCAUUCAACCGGCAGCUUAUUGAUUCGUGCAGAAGCAGCAGAGGACUCUAAACAAACAACGCAAGAUGAAAUUUACUCGCCACAAUUGCAGGUUCCAGCGGAAGAGGCCGAAAACGAAAACCCUUCGACCUCUGUGAGCCACAGUGGUGAAAUUCGUAGGACUCUUCGGUUCGUCUUCGACGAGGGCAAGCCACUAUCCAAACAGACGGGGCGAACGAGAGGGACUAACUCGCUUCGUACCGACAAGAAACGAAACUCACCACCGAAAGUCCGACGGGUUCCACAAGUGCUACCAUCAACAAGAACAAAUGCGACCUCCGGGCACACCAAAACCACCAACCCGGCACCACGCUCUCUUGCUGCCGUUACAGAAGYMAGAGCCAAGAUGAGACAUUCCGUCCAACAGAAAAGAAGCCAGCCGCCAAAAGGCGAACAGGUUCCAAAAACACUAAAACCAGCGAGCACGAAGGUCCCGAUCGCCCGAGCCGUCGACUCGGAUGGAUUCCCUAUUGUUGCCGAGGCCCGACCCAAAGCCCAAGAGGCUGGAUCGGACCCCAAGUCCCUAGAGACAAACAGGAUGGGCAAGAGCAGCACCAAAGUCGGCGGCGCUGGUAGUAGUAAUGAGAAUAGCAGCAGCAACAACAACAAUUACGUCGUCGAUAAGAACGGCUUUCUGGUUGAUACGACCACUGCCGUCCUCGAAGACCUGGAGGAGUCCUUCGAAAGCAACCAGCAGCACAAAUGGAGCCAAAGAUUGAGAACGCCAUCGCCAUCGACGGAAGCCAGUGGCGAAAAGAAUGACAGCACGAGCCAUCGCUUUGUACCGCAGCAGGCGUACUGGAAAUUGCUCAAAAACGCGGAUCCCGUGAUGCUCGAGGAAUACAGGAGACGUCCAUCCUUAAGUAAAUAGUGCAGAUCACAACGGUUCGAGUUKAUUGUGGUUCUAAAGUUCUAAGAAAAAGGCUGGCAUUGGAAGCAGAAAUUCAAGGCAUGCAAAAAGUCGGGGAGGUUUCUCCAAUACAAUGGUAUUCAAAGUUAUAUUCCAAUCAUGAUUUUGGUAUUGUUGUUAAAGUCGCAUCGGCAUAUUUCUUAGAACUUGAAAACCACAAACAACUCGGACAAUAUGUAAAGUAAAGGUUUAUGUAGAGU
Pseudo-nitzschia multistriata is the source of this 5159-nucleotide messenger RNA. Lineage: Eukaryota; Bacillariophyta; Bacillariophyceae; Bacillariales; Bacillariaceae. The record is from the annotation of a GenBank genome assembly.